Lottia gigantea (owl limpet) is the source of this 330-nucleotide messenger RNA. RefSeq lists its product as hypothetical. The record is from RefSeq and is a predicted model, not a curated record. The annotation marks the transcript as partial. The transcript has a single exon. Lineage: Eukaryota; Metazoa; Mollusca; Gastropoda; Lottiidae.
GGUAUUCCCAAUAUUGAGUUAUGUAAGAUAGGUAUUCCUGAUAUCGAGUUAUCUAAGAUAGGUAUUUCUGCUAUUGAGUUAUGUAAGAUAGGUAUCCCUGAUAUUGAAAUAUCUAAGAUAGAUAUUUCUGAUGUUGAGGUAUCUAAGAUAGCUAUUCCUGAUAUUGAGUUAUCUAAGAUAGAGAUUUCUGAUACUGAGGUAUCUAAGAUAGAUAUUUCUGAUGUUGAGGUAUCUAAGAUGGGUAUUCAUGGUGUUGAGUUAUCUAAGAUGGGUAUUUCUAAUGUUGAGGUAUUUACGAAAGGUAUAUCUGAUAUUGAGUAUGUAAGAUAG